AUGGAAAAUCUAUUAGGUAAUUUGAGUCAACCAAAAUGCGGGCAUUUGAAACAACUUUAUGAUGUUCUUCACUCUAUAAAGAAAACUCUCACAUACGGAAACAUCUCCACCAUUGACUUUGGAAACUCUGCAUCGAUUACCACUCAGACUUCAAUGAUGGUUAAGAAAUCAAAUGAAGCUGAAGAUACCCCUUCAACUCUGAAAUGGUCAUGGAGACCAAAGAACAUGGACAACUUCCUUUUGAAAGGAAAAGAAGAAUCUACACAGACACAACUAUUUGAUCAGAAAGUAGUCACUAAUGACCAAAGUGAUUAUCUAUGUACUGCUCAUGUCCUUCACGCUUUCGUCAAUGGAAAAAAUAUUGGUAAUCAACACGUUGAGAAUGGAAAAUUUAACUAUGUAUUUGAGAAAGAUGUGAAGUUUAAGUCUGGUCGUAAUGUCAUUGCUCUUCUUAGCAUAACUGUGGGACUUGCGAACUAUGGUGCUUUCUUUGAAAGUAAGCCGGCUGGAAUCACUGGACCCAUUUUUAUUACUGGAAUAAAUGGUGAUGAAACUAUAGUUAAGAACUUGUCUGCUCAUAAAUGGAGCUAUAAAACCGGUUUAAAUGGGUUUGACAACCAACUCUUUAGAACGGAAGAAAUGUCUAAAUGGUCAGUUGAAAAUGCUACAUUCAAGUCUCCCUUGGGAAAUGAUCCAGUUGUUGUCGAUCUUAUGGGACUUGGAAAAGAAGGAGAUAACACUCCAGUUUUGUUUGAAGAGAUGGGAGGAAACCAAUCGCUUGUCAGUUUCCAAACUACUAGAGUAGGAAGUGUUUGUGCUAACGUCUACGAGAAAACAAUUAUUGAGCUUUCAUGCGACAGAAAACCCGUUUUUGCCAUCAAAUUUGCAUCCUUUGGUAACCCAGAUGGCAAUUGUGGAUCUUUUGAAAAAGGAACUUGUGAAUCAAGUAAAAACACGGCUGAUAUUCUCACACAAGAAUGUGUUGGAAAAGAGAAGUGUUCCAUUGAUGUCUCAACAGAAAAGUUUGGAGCACCAGAUUGCAGUAGUGCUCCUAGAAGGCUCGCUAUCGAAGCUAUAUGUUAA
Messenger RNA from Brassica napus (rape), 1083 nucleotides. Its product is annotated as beta-galactosidase 15-like. Lineage: Eukaryota; Viridiplantae; Streptophyta; Magnoliopsida; Brassicales; Brassicaceae. Bases 1 to 1083 code for a protein of 360 amino acids. The transcript has 7 exons. Gene Ontology annotation, molecular function: carbohydrate binding; beta-galactosidase activity. The record is from RefSeq and is a predicted model, not a curated record. Gene Ontology annotation, biological process: carbohydrate metabolic process. Gene Ontology annotation, cellular component: vacuole; cell wall.